UUGAACUCAGGGCCUCAUACUUGCUAGGCAUGUGCUCUAGCACUUGAGCCACUUUGCCAGCCCAGUCAUGUUUUUCUGUCCCUCUCCCUUGUCAUCAUGUGCAUGCAGUCUAAUGGACUCUCAGUGCUACAGUGACUUGGGAAGACAAUCAGUCCUCAGGGUGGAAGGCUUUGCCCUUCUGGGCUACCUUGCUGGAAGCAUGGGCAUUUCCAGGGAGGGAAAUGAUGCUUCUUUGAAGUAGGAUUUUAACUCAGACAUCCCUUUGUUGAUUACAAGACAGACUCAUUGUGUUGAUUGUUGUGGAAUAUUCCAGAGUGAGUGUUCUUGGGUGCAUACAGAACAAUCACUAGAAGGCAGGCUCUGCUGGGCAGUUUUAGGAAUGUGUCGACCCAGGCAGAAGACCUGUGUGGGCAGUGGCCUUCACCUGCCACCCUUCAGUGGCACUUUGCUUCCUUCCUUCCUUGUCUGUACAGCCAAAAGAGGAACAUGGAUUCCUAGCAGGCUCAGCCAGGGGCGCCCCAUGCAGAUUUGUGUGUACAUACCACGUGAUCAGGGGAAAGGCAGCAACAGGCUGUGUAUGAAGAAUGAAAGUGUUUCCAUGCCGAUAGUGCAAAGGCUGCCCGCCCUCCGAUUGUGCCUUCUGUGAGAAGAGGGAACUUGAAAUGGCCCCCAGGACGAAUACCUUUCCCUCGUGGCCCGGCUCAUUAUCCAUUUCCGGGACGUCCAUAACAAGAAGUCUCAAGCUUCUGUCAGUGACCCCAUGAAUGCACUACAGAGCCUGACUGGCGGACCCUCUGCAGGAGCAGCUGGGAUUGGCAUGCCUCCUCGGGGCCCAGGACAGACCCUGGGUGCAAUGGGUGGCCUUGGUGCCAUGGGGCAGCCAAUGCCACUCUCAGGGCAGCCACCGCCUGGGACCUCGGGGAUGACUCCUCACGGCAUGGCUGUGGUAUCUACAGCAACUCCGCAGACCCAGCUGCAGCUCCAGCAGGUGGCGCUGCAGCAACAGCAGCAGCAGCAGCAGCAGCAGUUCCAACAGCAGCAGGCGGCGCUGCAGCAACAGCAGCAGCAGCAGCAGCAGCAGUUCCAGGCACAGCAGAGUGCUAUGCAGCAACAGUUCCAAGCAGUGGUGCAGCAGCAGCAGCAGCAGCUUCAGCAGCAACAGCAGCAGCAGCAACAUCUGAUUAAGUUGCAUCAUCAAAACCAGCAACAGAUACAACAGCAGCAGCAGCAGCUGCAGAGGAUGGCACAGCUACAGCUGCAGCAACAACAGCAGCAGCAGCAGGCUCUUCAGGCUCAGCCACCGAUACAGCAGCCACCAAUGCAGCAGCCACAGCCUCCUCCCUCCCAGGCCCUGCCCCAGCAGCUGCCACAGAUGCAUCACCCGCAGCACCACCAGCCGCCGCCACAGGCUCAGCAACCCCCAGUUGCUCAGAACCAACCACCACAACUCCCGCCGCAGUCACAGAACCAGCCUUUGGUGUCACAAGCUCAAGCCCUCCCUGGACAGAUGUUGUAUGCUGCCCAGCAGCAACUGAAAUUUGUACGAGCUCCGAUGGUGGUCCAGCAGCCGCAGGUGCAGCCACAGGUGCAGCAGGUGCAGCCCCAGGUGCAGCAACAGGCAGCAGUGCAGACAGCUCAGGCUGCCCAGAUGGUGGCUCCUGGAGUCCAGAUGAUUGCUGAAGCCUUGGCCCAAGGCGGGACGCACGUAAGAGCCCGGUUCCCACCCACCUCCACCAUGUCUGCCAUCCCGUCGAGCUCCAUCUCUUUGGGCGGACAGCCCACAGCACAGGUCAGCCAGAGCAGCCUCACCAUGCUGUCCUCGCCGUCACCGGGCCAGCAGGUACAGACCCCACAGUCGAUGCCCCCUCCCCCUCAGCCGUCCCCACAGCCUGGCUCGCAGCCCAACUCCAACGUCAGCUCCGGUCCUGCCCCGUCCCCCAGCAGCUUCCUGCCCAGCCCCUCCCCGCAGCCCUCCCAGAGCCCAGUGACAGCCCGCACUCCACAAAACUUCAGCGUUCCCUCCCCUGGACCUUUAAACACCCCUGUGAACCCCAGCUCCGUCAUGAGCCCAGCAGGCUCCAGCCAGGCCGAAGAGCAGCAGUACCUGGACAAGCUGAAGCAGCUUUCUAAGUACAUUGAGCCCCUGCGUCGCAUGAUCAACAAGAUCGACAAGAAUGAAGACAGAAAAAAGGACCUGAGUAAGAUGAAGAGCCUUCUGGACAUUCUGACUGACCCUUCUAAGCGGUGUCCCCUGAAGACCCUGCAGAAGUGUGAGAUUGCCCUGGAAAAACUCAAGAAUGAUAUGGCGGUGCCUACCCCCCCACCACCCCCAGUGCUGCCAACUAAGCAGCAGGAUCUGUGUCAGCCACUCCUGGAUGCCGUCCUUGCCAACAUUCGCUCUCCCGUCUUCAACCAUUCCCUGUACCGCACGUUCGUGCCAGCCAUGACAGCCAUCCACGGCCCACCCAUCAUAGCCCCAGUGAUGUGUACCCGGAAGCGCAAGCUUGAGGAGGAUGAACGGCAGAGCAUCCCCAAUGUGCUCCAGGGGGAGGUGGCCAGGUUAGACCCCAAGUUCCUGGUGAGCUUGGACCCUUCUCACUGCAGUAACAAUGGCACCGUCCACCUGAUCUGCAAGCUGGACGACAAGGAUCUUCCAAGUGUGCCGCCUCUGGAGCUCAGCGUGCCUGCCGACUACCCUGCCCAGAGCCCACUGUGGAUCGACCGGCAGUGGCAGUAUGAUGCCAACCCCUUCCUUCAGUCGGUGCACCGUGGCAUGACUUCCAGACUGCUGCAGCUCCCUGACAAGCACUCGGUCACAGCCCUGCUGAACACCUGGGCACAGAGCAUCCACCAGGCCUGCCUGUCAGCCGCCUAGCUGGGAACUGUGAGGACCACCAGCAGCCUUGUGGGGCUGUGGACCCCGCCUCGCAUUGGACGUUUCUAGGUGUUGGCUUCCUUAGAGAGCCUGGGGUUAAGUUAGCUUUCCUGCUUUUAUCUUCUGCCUUGGGGACCUACCAGACAUUUCCCCAUACUUGUGCAGUAUGGGCCAGGUGGCUGUGGACCUGCCUGUACAGGAGAGAAGGUUCUCUCUGAAACUUCCUCCACUUUGCUCUGGCUGUGCUCCUUGCAGCUCUCUAGGCCCCAUGUCCACUCAGCAGCAUGAGGGAGAACUCAGGGUCUUGUCCGAGCAUCCUGUGUGUCAGAAUAAAUUGUACUAGUUUCCUAGGAGAACAUGGAGGACAUAGGAAACCCUUAUAACAUGCAACUCUCUGGCCAGUGUUGGGUUCAGGCUGUUCACUUGUGACAUGUGGGAUACAUCGUAGGGAUGCUCCUUGAUCCAGGGCACAGCUCCAGUUUGGAAGGAAGGACCUCCUACUCAGCAUUGUGGGGGAGUGGGAACAUUUGGGGACCUGUUCCUGGCACCUACAGUGGGUGCUGCUUCUCUGCUGUGAGGGUGAGGAGUGACUGGCCAGGCACUGAUGUUGAGACCAGGCAUCCUCUGAACAGCCUGUUUUGUGCCACCCUCGGAGAGUGUGCUUCUUUCAGGAUGGCCUCCGUGGGUCACUUGCCACACAGGGCAACAGCCAGCAGCCCUCUGGUGAAGAGAAGUUCCCCUUUUUAUAUGUGCACUACUCUGUCAUAUGUGGUUCUUAUAAUAAAUUUAUUAAUCCUGUGUGUGUCAGUCGUUUAUCACUGCAUCCCCUUCUCCACGACUCCCAGAGCCCAUUAUCCAACUGUCAGGGACACUGUCGAUCUUAAAGGUGUCAGUGUCCAGUCUGGCCCAGAAUGCCUGAACUUACCUCCUCUCUGUCCUUUUCCCCAGUCUGGUUCAUGGUAGGAAAUGCAGGUGGGGUAGGCACAAGUUGACCAC
Castor canadensis (American beaver) is the source of this 3871-nucleotide messenger RNA. It is a transcript of the gene Med15, whose product is annotated as mediator complex subunit 15. Gene Ontology annotation, biological process: regulation of DNA-templated transcription. Gene Ontology annotation, molecular function: transcription coregulator activity. The record is from RefSeq and is a predicted model, not a curated record. NCBI's taxonomy places the organism in Eukaryota, Metazoa, Chordata, Mammalia, Rodentia, Castoridae.